UUUCCUAAGUUCAAAAAAACCGCCAUAAAUGGCAUGUAUUUUUGCCUCUUCGAUUCUUCUCAAAUCUCACUAAUUCAGCGUUUUCCGGCCAUGGAUUUUCUCCCCAAUCUUCAAGGCCUCGAGACUAGAGUAGAGCAUAUUUGACAAUGUGGAAGCUGAAGAUUGCGGAUGGAGGGAAUCCAUGGCUGCGCACUCUCAACAACCACGCGGGUAGGCAAUUCUGGGAGUUCGACCCAAAGCUCGGAACCCCUGAGGAGCUGGCUGAGAUUGAAAACGCUCAGCAAGCCUUCGCAGCCACUCGCUUUGAGAAGAAGCACAGCUCCGAUUUGCUCAUGCGUAUUCAGGUUGAUAGUCUCUGGAUCACAAAACUUUCAAAGGAGAACCCAUGUGAUACAGUGUUGCCCCAAGUCAAAGUGAAAGAUAUAGAAGAUGUUUCUGAAGAGAUGGUAACUAACUCCUUGAAGAGGGCUUUAAAUUUCUACUCAACAAUCCAAGCCCAUGAUGGCCAUUGGCCUGGGGACUAUGGAGGUCCUAUGUUUCUUUUGCCUGGCUUGAUAAUUACUUUGUCUAUUACUGGGGCACUAAAUGCAGUCUUAUCAGCAGAGCACAAAAAAGAGAUGUGUCGUUACCUUUACAAUCACCAGAACAAAGAUGGUGGUUGGGGUUUGCACAUUGAAGGGGCAAGCACUAUGUUUGGUUCCGUUUUGAGCUAUGUUACUUUGAGAUUACUUGGUGAAGAAGCGAAUGGUGGACAAGGGGCAAUGGAGAGAGGACGCAAAUGGAUUCUGGACCAUGGUGGUGCUACUGCAGUUACUUCCUGGGGGAAAAUGUGGUUGACAGUACUUGGUGUGUUUGAAUGGUCUGGCAAUAAUCCCCUGCCUCCAGAAGUAUGGCUUCUUCCGUACAUCCUUCCAAUUCAUCCAGGAAGAAUAUGGUGUCAUUGUCGUAUGGUGUACUUACCGAUGUGUUACUUAUAUGGGAAGAAGUUUGUUGGUUCAAUAACACCAAUGGUGUUGUCUUUGCGGAAGGAGCUUUUUACUGUUCCUUACAAUGAAAUAGAUUGGAAUAAGGCGCGAAAUCUCUGUGAAAAGGAAGAUUUGUAUUACCCACACCCCGCUGUUCAAGAUAUCCUUUGGGCAUUUCUUCAUAAGGCUGUUGAACCAAUUUUAACGCGUUGGCCAGGAAAAAAGUUGAGAGAAAAGUCUCUCUGCACAGUGAUGGAGCAUAUACACUAUGAAGAUGAAAAUACUCGUUAUAUUUGCAUUGGGCCCGUGAAUAAGGUUUUAAAUAUGCUUUGCUGUUGGGUUGAAGAUCCGAAUUCAGAGGCUUUCAAGUUGCACCUUCCAAGAAUCUAUGAUUUUCUAUGGAUUGCUGAAGAUGGCAUGAAAAUGAAGGGGUAUAAUGGAAGUCAGUUAUGGGACACUGCUUUUGCCAUUCAGGCAAUUAUUUCAACCAACCUUAUCAAAGAAUACAGCACAACUCUAAGAAAGGCGCAUGAGUUCGUUAAAAACUCACAGGUUUUAGAAGAUUGCCCAGGUGAUCUUGGCUUUUGGUAUCGUCACAUUUCAAAGGGCGCUUGGCCUUUCUCUACUGCUGAUCAUGGGUGGCCCAUCUCAGAUUGUACAGCAGAAGGAUUAAAAGCUACUCUCCUAUUAUCAAAAAUUCCAUCAGAUAUUGUUGGUGAACCAUUAGAGGCAAAUUGGCUGUAUGAUGCUGUCAAUGUUUUGCUCUCACUACAGAAUGGAGAUGGUGGCUUUGCAUCAUAUGAACUCACAAGAUCCUACCGUUGGUUGGAGUUGAUCAACCCUGCCGAAACCUUUGGUGACAUUGUCAUUGAUUAUCCUUAUGUUGAAUGCACCUCAGCUGCUAUACAAGCUUUGACAGUAUUUAGAAAUUUGUACCCUGAGCAUCGACAAGAGGAAAUAGAACGUUGUAUCAAGAAAGCCAUAAUAUUCAUUGAAAAGGAACAAGCAUCAGACGGUUCAUGGUAUGGUUCUUGGGGUGUCUGUUUCACUUAUGCUACAUGGUUUGGGGUUAAAGGGCUAGUGGCUGCUGGAAAGAACUACAAUAAUGACUCUAGCAUCCGUAAAGCUUGCAAUUUUUUGCUAUCGAAACAACUUGCAUCUGGCGGCUGGGGAGAGAGCUACCUUUCAUGCCAAAACAAGGUUUACUCUAAUCUUGAGGGAAAUAGGUCACAUGUGGUCAACACUGGAUGGGCUUUGAUGGCACUUAUUGAUGCUCAACAGGCAGAGAGAGACCAAACGCCCUUGCAUCGUGCAGCUAGGUGUCUCAUAAAUUCUCAAAUGGAGAAUGGAGAUUUUCCUCAGCAGGAAAUCAUGGGUGCAUUUAAUAAGAAUUGUAUGAUAAGUAAUGCUGCAUACAGAAACAUAUUCCCUAUUUGGGCAUUGGGAGAGUACCGUCAUCGGGUGUUGAAGCAGGGACAACACCAGUAGGUGCUGCAAUAGGGCUUGGAGCUGCUGCAUCUGAAUGUAUAAUUCAUUUGCUUAGGUGUUAUUUGUUCAAAGGUCCAAAUCAAAAAAUUUGAACCAAAAUUCUGAUUUUUGUGAGAAAAAACACUAUAGCAAAUACCAAUUCUUUAGAAGUCUAAAGGGUUUAAUGUUUUAUGGUAGAAGUGAAGAAUAACUCAAAACAAUAUUGCAUUUUGUUUUCUUCAUUAAAGAUAUAUAUAUAUAUAUAUAUAGAGAGAGAGAGAGAGAGAGAGAGAGAGAGAAAAACUAUAGAAGUUUCAUUUUGAGGACGGGUUUGGGAAUAAUUUCUUUUUGGCAUUGAUCAUA
Morus notabilis is the source of this 2795-nucleotide messenger RNA. RefSeq names its product cycloartenol synthase 2. Bases 147 to 2453 code for a protein of 768 amino acids. The record is from RefSeq and is a predicted model, not a curated record. Gene Ontology annotation, cellular component: lipid droplet. Gene Ontology annotation, molecular function: intramolecular transferase activity. Gene Ontology annotation, biological process: triterpenoid biosynthetic process. Lineage: Eukaryota; Viridiplantae; Streptophyta; Magnoliopsida; Rosales; Moraceae. The transcript has 20 exons.